This is a messenger RNA of Echinops telfairi (small Madagascar hedgehog), 2614 nucleotides long. RefSeq names its product platelet activating factor receptor (gene PTAFR). The record is from RefSeq and is a predicted model, not a curated record. The transcript has 2 exons. Gene Ontology annotation, molecular function: G protein-coupled purinergic nucleotide receptor activity; platelet activating factor receptor activity. Lineage: Eukaryota; Metazoa; Chordata; Mammalia; Afrosoricida; Tenrecidae. Gene Ontology annotation, cellular component: membrane. Gene Ontology annotation, biological process: G protein-coupled receptor signaling pathway; chemotaxis. Bases 60 to 1067 code for a protein of 335 amino acids.
GCUGCCAGGACAGGCACAGGCAAGAACCUCUGACCAGCUACCUCUUCCAGCUCAGAGUAAUGGAGGCCAGUGAUUUCUCCCGGGUGGACUCUGAGUUCCGAUACAUCCUCUUCCCGAUUGUUUACACCAUCAUCUUUGUGUUGGGUAUUGUCGCCAAUGGCUACGUGCUCUGGGUCUUUGCCCGUCUGUACCCUGCCAAGAAACUCAAUGAGAUAAAGAUCUUCAUGGUGAACCUCACCGUGGCUGACCUGCUCUUCUUGGUCACCCUGCCACUGUGGAUCACCUACUACUACAACCGGGGCAACUGGAUUCUACCCAAAUUCCUGUGCAAUGUGGCUGGUUGCCUCUUCUUCAUCAACACCUACUGCUCUGUCGCCUUCCUGGGCGUCAUCACUUACAACCGCUACCAGGCGGUGACACGGCCCAUUAAAACUGCUCAGGCCACCACCCGCAAGCGUGGCAUCACUUUGUCCCUGAUCAUCUGGGUGGCCACUGUGGCUGCUGCAUCCUACUUCCUUAUCAUGGACUCCACCAACACGGUGUCCAACAAGCCUGGCGUAAACAACGUCACCGUCACCCGCUGCUUCGAGCACUAUGAAGAGGGCAGUGUCCCGGUCCUCAUCAUCCACAUCUUCAUCGUGUGCAGUUUUUUUGUUGUCUUCCUCAUCAUCCUCUUCUGCAAUCUCUUCAUCAUCCACACGCUGCUCACGCAGCCAGCACACGUACAGCGCAAUGCUGAGGUCAAGCGCCGGGCUCUGUGGAUGGUCUGCACGGUCUUGGCUGUGUUUGUCAUCUGCUUCGUGCCCCACCACAUGGUGCAGCUGCCCUGGACCCUGGCCGAGCUGGGCUUCCAGAACAACACGUUCCACCAGGCAAUUAACGAUGUGCAUCAGGUCACGCUCUGCCUCCUUAGCACCAACUGUGUCUUAGACCCCGUCAUCUACUGCUUCCUCACCAAGAAGUUCCGCAAGCACCUUACUGAGAGGUUCUACAGCAUGCGGAGCAGUCGGAAGUGCUCCCGGGCCACCAUCGACACUGGCACUGAAGUCGUCGUGCCACUCAACUAGGUGCCGGUCAAUUUCCUCAAACAUUAGUGCCCCAUCGUUGGAAACAGGCCCAAAGGUUUCAUGGCCCAGGGGUAUCACGGACUGACUCGAGGGCAGAAGAGCUAUGUGCUGUGCUCUGGGCUGUGGUUUGUGCACUUCCUUCCAGGACUCUGAUGGCCCGAUAGAUAUGCAGGCAACCUCACCAAGGCCCAACUGAUGUCAGCAAGGCCCAGAGCCUCCCAGGGAAGCAUGCCCUUGGGCUGCAAAGUGCUGCCUCUGCUGAGGCCAUGGAAUGGAAGGAGCUGGCCAGUGUCCUUUCCUCCCCUGUCUGCUGGGCCCCUCCUAAUCCAGGAGGCGAGAGGAGCCAUUGCAGCCCCAGGGAUUGGCCAGGCACUUUGCAUUCUGGGGUCCAGAAGAGAGGUGUCAACUUCUCUUGAGAAGCUCUAGCUGCCUGUCUCUGAUUUGAGGUAAAUAUAUGCAAAUGAGCCUCUUGGGCCCUGAGCUGCCUACCUGCAGCGUGAGGUUGGCACCCUCAGACCAACAAGGCUUGGAGGAGCCUUCCCUGGCUUCCAGAGCCCCGCGGGCCAUCUGAGAAUUCCUCUUACCUUCCAGCCAGUGCCCCCAUGUCAUUGGUACCCUUGGCUCCUGCCAACUGAGCUAGCCUGGGAUUGCUUCUUUGAUGAACGCUUCCUAGUGGCCAGUGGCCUGCUUGGGUCUUGGAUGGGCUGGGUUUGAUGAAUGGUGGCCAAGCAGACAGUGCUCUACAGUAAAGCUUUGGGGUCACACUGGCCCAAGUUCAGACUUGGCUUAUCAAUUUCCUAUCAAGGGACUUUGAGGUCAAUUUCCUACCUCUUAGGGGUUGUUAUCAGCGGCAAAUGCUGAGGCCAACACCUCUUGGUCAGGGUGACGACUCCUCCCAGACACCCCCUUUUCUGGAGUUUGGCUCCUUCCCUGCUGCCAGCCCUUCAAUUCUCACAUAGCGGAAUGGACGAGAAGGGCAUGUCUGGCUGGAGUGGGCUAAUCAGGUUCUCUCUUGCUCUCCCUGGAAUGGGCAGCAGGAUUCAGAGGUGCUGUUAGGCUCUGCAGGCCACUUCCCUGAGCACACAGCAGCUCUAGCGCUCUGAGUACCUCGGUGUGUAAAUGUCUGUCUGCGUGUGUGAUGGGGCGGGUGGCUGCCUGUGUGAGUGCAAUGGGAAAAUAACUGCUCAGAGAGGGGAUGAGGACGCCCGGUGCAGAGAGAAGAGACACCACAGGAGUCUGGACUAAGAAGGGCUGUUGGGGACGUGCUAACCCUCCUCCUCAGGGCCAGCCCUUCUCAGGGGCGCCUCUGUGUGCCCUCCUUCCGGUCCCUGAGAGUUCCUUGAAGACACCAUCUCUCGUUUGCCGACGCUGAUUUGAGCGGCGCUCUGUGAUUUGCAGCCCCAAAGACCUCUGGACGAGGUCCAUUGCUCAUGUGCCAAGCAGCACGCCCGGAGCCUCAGCCACUCUGGCACCCCCACCCUUGCGAGCUUUGCCAUGUCCUUGUACCACCCACGGUUCACUUAAUAAAUAUUUUAAUUUAAAUUGAA